Molecule: messenger RNA, 2409 nt
Organism: Trematomus bernacchii (emerald rockcod)
Lineage: Eukaryota; Metazoa; Chordata; Actinopteri; Perciformes; Nototheniidae
Product: adhesion G-protein coupled receptor G1-like
Exons: 19
Coding region: 180-2390 (736 amino acids)
Biological process (GO): adenylate cyclase-activating G protein-coupled receptor signaling pathway; cell surface receptor signaling pathway
Cellular component (GO): membrane
Molecular function (GO): G protein-coupled receptor activity
Source: RefSeq, a predicted model, not a curated record
AGUUGCUUUUGGUAAAUGAUGCUGCUUUGACCGGACUCAACCAGAGAGAGGUAGGAGUUAAAGUAGAUGUGUCUUGUUGGAGAAACAGUGCUUUAAUUUGGAACAAUACUUGUUAUAAGUCCUGUGCAGCAGUGAAUGGAUCCCACACCCUGAUCGAGACUUAGUGCCAUUGAAAGAUCAUGAGCUGGAAGAUUUGCGUUUUAUUUGCGGGCCUGCUGUGGAUUCAUCCUGUUUCCAGUGACUGCGAUGACCAAAAGAAAAAGGAAUUAAAAAAUUUUAGAAAAUGCUUAGCAAAGGGGACAAGCAGGCAUUUUAUUGUUCAAAACAGCGUCAAUUUCUUCACCGAUGCACGAACCGUCUGGAAGGAAGGUAAAAAAUGUACAGGAAACAGGAGCCAGGAUAUGGAAGAUCUUCCAGGGAACGGGUUUAUCUCUUGGAAUCAGAAACUUAUAAAGAAUGACAAAUUCCAGAAAAAACCCCGUUGCAUUGUAUUUCUGAAAGAAAACACAUCUCAACCAGAAUGCUUUGAGGAGGAAUGGCCCCGAAUGGUUCAACAUGAUGGUUCUCAUCUACUGCUCAUCUCAAAAUGGCAUACCAAUAGGAAUUUCCAGCUGUAUGUCCUGACAGGAAGUCACUGCAACACUACAUUAACUAAUAUGAAAGAUCCAAAUCAAAAUUGCACCUACAAUUACUCUGGCGAAGGACCUUGCCAGGUUAGAUGUUUCGAGACAAAGGAAAUGUGUAAAGAAACCAGAUAUAAUAAAGAAGUCUGCAGCAAAAUUGAUACAGAUAUCAAGGACAAGUACAUCAUCAACCUCACAAAUACAACCGAAAACUGCGUCAAAUGUGAUAAUCCAGAGAAAAAGCCUGGGACACAUGUUAAAAUGAAUGUAACAGUAAAUGAAGAAGGAGGAAAAGUCGGUGCUGCCCAAGCUGCUGAAAUCAUGAACAACAUGGCCGACUUCAUCAACUCCUUCGAAGGGAAUUCUGCUGCGGUGUCUGUGGCAGAAGGAAUUUCAGGAGUCUUAGUGAAGAUACCGGAUCCCGUGGACAUCGAAGAAAUCAGUUUCGUUUAUAGUUCCCCUCAUGAAAGCAUGAAUAUAGUAGAAAACAGUGAUUAUCUCGGCAAAUUUUCCAGAAGUGUGUCAGUGUCCAAGGAGGCGUUUGAAAAGGCUGUGAGUUUGAACAUAACAGUUCCAUUUGCCGCUCUUUUCCGAUUCAACAAUCUGGCUUCGGAUGAGCUGAACAGCACUGUUUUAGGCAAUGAAGUCCUAGCAGUUGAAAUGGGAACCACCAUCUCCAAUCUCACAGACAAAAUGUCCAUCCAUUUUCGGAACGUUACCUACGAAGGAUAUCCCUCUUGUCAAUCUUGGAAUGGUGAAGGAAGCCGACCAAACUGGACCGAUUACGGGUGUGAGACAAUAGAAAAGGGGAACAACAUCACGUGCCAGUGUUCGCAUUUGACAUUUUUUGCUAUUUUGUUGGCUCCUCCUAAUGUGACCAUAUCUAGUUCUGACCUGAAGAACCUCACCACGAUCACCCAGGUCGGUUGUGGCUUUUCCUUGUUCUUCCUCUCCAUAGUCCUCUUCAUGCACUCUCUUCUGAGGAGGACCAAUGCCAGCAUAUCCACGAGGAUUCUCAUCUACCUGGUUGUAGCCUUGUACCUGCUGAAUCUCUCGUUCCUCAUCAACAACUUUGUGGCCAAAGUGGGGAACGCGGUGGGAUGUAAGAUCAUGGCGGCUGUCAUGCACUACUCCAUGUUGGCCACGUUCACUUGGUUUGCUGUGCAGGCGUUCCACCUCUGCCUGCAGCUGCACGUCGGAGGCAAGGUUGUAAUCCCUCACUACAUACUCAAGGUCUCCAUCAUCAGCUGGGCACUACCAGGUGUAGUUGUGACUGUCCUGCUCAUCUUAGGAAAAUAUGGUGAACAAGUGAUCUACACUGAUAACCCUCAAGACAACGUGGCCAUGUGCUGGAUAACGGACAUUGACGUGCACUACAUCGUCAACAUAGGCUACUAUGCGUUGGUCUUCAUCUUCACCUUCACCGCCUUCAUCGUCGUAAUGGUCUGGCUUUUUCGUCUCAAGAGAAACGGACAAGUCCUCACAAAUCGCCAUAGUAUUGGGGUCAUCCUGGGACUGUGUUGCAUGCUGGGUAUCGGUUGGGGUUUUGCCUUCUUUGCAUACGGUGUGCUCCAGAUCCCCGCCUACUACAUUUUCACCAUCCUCAAUUCUUUCCAAGGUUUCUUCCUGUUCAUCUACUACUACAGGAGCAGCCACUCUGGAGAGACAGCCAGUGGCUCUCAGGGUUCAAACUCCAGCAGCAGCACGCUCAAAAGCAACCUGGACAUCUUUGAAAACCCCUACAGCAAUAGAUUAGAGACAAAAUAAUAAAACCCUGAAAGACGAA